AAACCAGAGUUUGAGCAUUCCACCUCCAAUGGCGGGCUUCGGGCACGUUCAGAACAUGUACGACAUUAGUUUGAAACCUCGAUUGCUUCGAUCACUGAUGAGAGAUUAUCUUCCUGACGAAAAACGUCCAUCUCCUAGCCCUUCGAAGCUCUCAGACGUGGUUUCUGCAAUCAAGACUCAUGGCCUCCUACUCGAGUCUUUUCGAGAAUCAGAUGAUCAAAAACAGAUUGAUAAGUGGAAAUCUGCUAUCGAUGCAUGGGUUGAGCGGUUGCUGCUGCUCGUUUCAAGUAAAAUGCCAGAUAAAUGUUGGGCAGGAACCUGCUUGCUUGGUGUGACUUGUCAAGAAUGCAGUGAUGAUCGGUUUCUAGCAUCGUAUUCUAUUUGGUUCCAGAAGCUCAUUUCACAAAUCCAGCCUCCAUCGGAUUCUCAUUUUGUGAAGGUAGCUACUUGUGCUUCUUUAUCGGAUAUGUUUACAAGGUUGGGUGGAAUUUCAAAUGUGAAAAAAGAUGGGACUUCCCAUGCUGCGAAACUUAUUCAACCAGUUCUGAAGUUGUUAACUGAGGAUAGCUCAGAGGCUGUAUGGGACGGGGCGGUUGUUCUGUUAUGCAACAUUAUAACUUUCUUUCCUUAUUCCGUCCAUCGUCAUUAUGACAGUGCUGAAGCUGUUAUUGCGUCAAAAAUUAUGUCAGGGAAAUGCAGAGAAAGUAUAUCAAAGAAGCUUUCUCAUUGCUUGGCUUUGCUACCAAAGUCAAGAGGAGACGAGGAUUGCUGGUCUCUAAUGAUGCAAAAAAUUCUAAUCUCGAUAAAUGUUCAUCUAUAUAAUGUGUUCCAAGGCCUAGAGGAAGAAACUAAAGGUAAUGAAGCUAUGAAAUGGUUGGUUCCACCAGGAAAAGAACCCCCUCCUCCCUUGGGAGGUCAGACAAUGUCGGGAGAAGCCUCAGAUCAAGCAAUCAAAAAGUCUGAGAAGCUAAUAAUUCCCAGUGUGUCUAUGCUGGUACUCUGCUGUUGCACAAUGCUUACUAAUCCGUAUCCUGUUCAGGUGACUGUUCCUGUUCACCCUUUACUAGCACUUGUGAGCAGAGUGCUGUUGGUGGAUGGUUCAUUGUCAAAAGGCUUGUCCUUCGUCACAGUCAUGCAACAAGAGUAUAUUUGUUCAGAGCUUACAGUUCUGCACUCGUACAGCCUGGAUCUUCUGAUUGCAAUCAUUAAGGGAGUACGCAGUCAGCUAUUGCCACAUGCUGCAGAUGUUGUUAGACUCCUAACUGAGUAUUUCAGGCGAUGUGCACAUCCAUCAUUGAGGAUAAAGGUCUACUCAAUAAUGCGGAUGUUGCUGAUAUCCAUAGGAGUUGGAAUAGCUUUAUACCUUGCCCAGGCAGUUGUUAAAAAUGCAUUUAGUGACCUAGAUUCUGUUAGUCAUGGGCAUGAGAGUGCAUCUUCUAAAAUGUGUUUAAAAGCCACAACUGAAGCGCUGCAGCAACCUAGACAUAAGAAACGGAAACAUAUUACUGCAGCAAGCUCUUUGGAGGAGCACCAGAAUGGAGUUGGCUCAGAGGUUGAAGUACAUAAAAACAAACCGAAAGUUCCAACCUCUGUCCAGAUAGCUGCCUUACAGGCUCUGGAAGUUCUUCUUACUGUGGGUGGUGCUUUGAGGUCCGAGUUUUGGCGAAGGGAUGUUGAUCUUCUUUUGAUUACUGUGGCAACAAAUGCCUGUGAUGGUGGAUGGACCAAUGAGGCAAAAGACACCUUUGACCUGUCUCAUGAACUUGCUUCAACUUGGGCAGAUUUCCAGCUUGCUGCAUUACGUGCACUUUUGGCCUCUCUUCUUUCCUCAGCUCAUGAACGACCACCAUAUUUAUCUCAGGGUCUUGAACUUUUUCGUAGAGGCAAACAACAAACAGGAACAAAACUGGCUGAAUUCUGUGCCCAUGCCCUUUUAGACUUAGAAGUGCUCAUACAUCCGCGAGCUCUUCCACUGGGGGAUUUUACAUCUGGAAGACACGAUGCAUUUGAUGACAACUGCAUAUUUCCAGAAAAUAUAUUUUCUGUUGGUCCCAAACCGAAAGGUCAAUUUUCAAGAGUAAUGGGAUUGGAUGAGCCUGAUCCAGAUGAUGACCUAUGUAACAGCUGGCAUGGUAAUGGGGAAGAAACUGAGGCCCCAGUGGGUGUCCGAGAUAAGCAAUUGGAAAAUGCUGAAGAACCUUGUGAGAAACGGCAGACUAAUGGAGAUUCCCAAGCAGAAAAGAUCUCCAGCGAGCGUUCAGCUGGUGGUCAAGCUCCGGAAGAAGGCAAUGGGCGAUCAAUGGAUGAUGAUGUGGAGAUGGGAACAAGCAGCGAUGGAAUCAUGGUUCAGUCAGAGCGAUUGCUAGAAUCUGGCCCUUGUGGAUAUGUUGAGACGUUGAAUAAAAGUCUCUUGGUUCCUACUGGCAGUGCAAGAGGUGAUGCAUCAAUAAAUGUGACUAUUUCAUCCAAUAUUUCCCUUGACAAUGAAAUGGAUGGCAACGUUGCAACGCGUGCUGCAAGUGCAUCUUUGUUGGGCAAAAACAAUCUUCUAUCCUCUCCAUCAGUGGAUGAGAAAGAAACAGGACCAGUAGUAUUCGAGUUAAAUUCUGACUCAUCCAUGGAUUCCUUCCCAGAUAUUGUAGAUGCAGAUCCAGAUUCCGAUUAA
This is a messenger RNA of Telopea speciosissima, 2665 nucleotides long. RefSeq names its product proline-, glutamic acid- and leucine-rich protein 1. Gene Ontology annotation, biological process: rRNA processing. Bases 29 to 2665 code for a protein of 878 amino acids. The record is from RefSeq and is a predicted model, not a curated record. The transcript has 14 exons. Gene Ontology annotation, cellular component: nucleus. NCBI's taxonomy places the organism in Eukaryota, Viridiplantae, Streptophyta, Magnoliopsida, Proteales, Proteaceae.